This is a messenger RNA of Dissoconium aciculare CBS 342.82, 1588 nucleotides long. Its product is annotated as FabD/lysophospholipase-like protein. Gene Ontology annotation, biological process: fatty acid biosynthetic process. Lineage: Eukaryota; Fungi; Ascomycota; Dothideomycetes; Mycosphaerellales; Dissoconiaceae. Gene Ontology annotation, cellular component: mitochondrion. The transcript has a single exon. The record is from RefSeq and is a predicted model, not a curated record. Gene Ontology annotation, molecular function: [acyl-carrier-protein] S-malonyltransferase activity. The coding region runs from base 156 to 1406 and encodes 416 amino acids.
CCGACAUCAUCUCGCAUUCCCCGAGCUCAUAACUUCAAUCCACCGACCGGCCGCAGAUAAGCCUCUGAGCAAAGCUAUAAAGAGCCUCUCGUCACAGGCGACAAAGCCCUGGUGCUCAACAACCGUUCACGCACCGCACAGCGAUACCAUUCGCAAUGGCAUCGGCUCUGAAAUCGCCCGCGCGAGUAUGCGCUCUCAGCAAACCCGCCCGAUCACACUUGUUCCUCACACCAGCGCCUUCUCCGCGGCAAGUGAUAUGUACAGCUCCCAAGCAAACUCGCCAGAACUCCACGACACCGACUAAGAAACACCCCAAAACCGCCAUCUUCUUCCCCGGACAGGGCGUGCAAAGAGUGGGCAUGACAACAGAUUGGCUAGAAGCCUUCCCUCGCACGGUGAAACCCCUCCUGGAACAGAUCGACGACCGGCUCGGCUACUCGCUCUCACGGAUCAUCGCCGACGGCCCCAACAGCCUCCUCACCGCGACAGAAAACGCCCAACCCGCCAUCAUGGCGACCUCGAUCAUCAUCAUGCGCGUGCUAGAACAGGAGUUCGAUUUCCAACUGCGCGACCGCGUGGACAUAUGUCUCGGGCAUAGCCUGGGCGAAUUCGCCGCGCUCGUGGUCGGAGGCUACCUCCGCGAGGCCGACGCCCUGCAGCUCGUGCGCCGACGCGGCGAGGUCUUCGCGCGCUGCUCCCGCGACGCCAAGGAAGAAGUCGGCAUGGUGGCGCUCGUCUGCGAGCCCAACCACCUGCAACCGAUGAUCGACGCGAUCCACGACUUCCUCGGGCACGACAGCGAGGGCUCCAAAUCCGACAGCCACGCGGACACGGACCGGCCGGCGGUGCCGGAGGUGCUGAUCGCGAACGUCAACAGCAAGAACCAGAUCGUGCUGUCGGGGUACAUCCGACGCAUCACCGAGCUGCUCACGCACCUGCGGCAGUUCGCCGGCCACGACCCGCGCGCCGUGCGCCUGAAGUCCGACUCGCCCUUCCACAGCCCCAUGAUGCAGCCGGCCGCGGACCUGAUGGCGCGGAUGCUCAGCCAGGAGAGCCCGACGGCGCCGGGCGAGGACAUCAUCAUGUGGCCCGGGCGGAUGCCGUGCGUGAGCAACGUGUCCGCGCGGCCCUUCAAGAGCAAGGAGCAGCUCAAGGAGCUCCUCACGCGCCAGGCGGUGCAGACGGUGCAGUGGCACGAGAGCAUCGUGUACCUGCACCAGGAGGAGCGUGUGCAGCGCUGGCUGGGCUUGGGGCCGGGGAAGGUCGGCAGGAACCUGGUCGGGAAGGAGGUGGGCAUGAAAGGCGCGGUGAAGGGAGGAGGGGUCUGGGCGAUCAGCGAUCCGAGGGAGGUGGAGAAUGUCCUGAGGGACCUGGAUCUGACGGAAUCUUACGAAGAGGAGGAGUGACGGAGGAAACUGUGAGAGUUUCCGUCGAGCCGUGCGGUCUGGAUUCUGCGUGGGGAUGUGUGUACUCGGUCCUUAUUUUGUUCUUUUGGGAUAUCUGGUUAGCGAGGCGUUGGAGGAGUAUUUACUUCCAUCUAGAUUUUCAGUUUCAAUAGAACUAUUCCCAUGGACGGAUUUCUCACGAC